Messenger RNA from Helicoverpa armigera (cotton bollworm), 2432 nucleotides. RefSeq lists its product as uncharacterized. Bases 124 to 1035 code for a protein of 303 amino acids. The transcript is spliced from 8 exons. NCBI's taxonomy places the organism in Eukaryota, Metazoa, Arthropoda, Insecta, Lepidoptera, Noctuidae. The record is from RefSeq and is a predicted model, not a curated record.
UGUCUAUCGUGUUCUCAGAUCGUGCCACUGUUGUAUUUUGUGUGAAAGGCAAUAAUAUUUAAGGCGUACAAUAGUUACAUGAUCAUGAAUUUGUGCUAAUGCUUAUUGAAAUUAUAAUUUAAAAUGGGUAGCAGAAAAGAGAGUUUGAAGAAAUCGCUGGGGAUAUCGGAGUACCCAUGGAGCUCAGAUGAAGAGGACAGCAGUGCCUUACAGCCGGUGCAGGUAGUGAGGAGGCAAUCAGAUGAGCCCCGGCCCAGUGUUGCUGAUAUGCCAGGAACAAGCGCUGCUAGUGAUGAUACGUGGUGGAGAGAGCAGAGUGCAAGCCAGCCUGAGCAUGCGACCGGUUCACAACAAGCGCCUUCUUCGCCUGCAACCGUAAGGAAGCAGCAGGCUAAGAUGGACAGAGCUCUGUUCUGGUCAAUCAUCAAUAACACUCCAAGACCUUCCAAUACUCCAGUCACACGGCCCAGGCUGUGCGAAGUGCCUCUAACGAUGCUAUCCCCGCCGUCGGGGCCGCCGCGGUCGGAAGCCCGGGAGUCGCGCCGCAGCGACCGGCCGAGCACGUCUGCGACAGACAUACGCCGCAUCCUCGCAUUCAAGAAGCUCACGAGAAGCUUGCACAACCUCACGUACAAGGGUCCUUCUAACACGCAUCCUGCUACGAGGCGUUUGGCCGUGAGCGUGGGAUCGUCCCGCAGUCCGUUAUUCACGCCGUCACUGUCGACGGACGCGGCUUCCAGCCCCAGGUCCCGGGCGACCUCUAGCAGAUCGCAGCUCCCACGCAGCUCAAUAAGAUACCCCCAUAGAAAUUACGCAUACCACAUGGGCAUACUCCCGGAGGAGGCUGUAUCAGGUCGCUGCCGGGCGCCGCGGCCCGGCGUCCGGUCCGACAUCGACACCAGCCCGCCGGCAUCUGAGCCCCAUCACUACGUCAAUGUCGACCAGUCUGAUGAUGGUGAGUCCUUAUUGUAUGAAGCGACAGCUCGUUACCCAGCCUUCCUCCUGGACAUACUCCCGGAGGAGGCAACUGUAUAGCCGUCUACACACUCGCGCGCGAACCGCGCGCGAAGGCGCGAAACACCCGCGUAACAUGAGUGUAGAUCCGAUUCGCAUAUUCUUCGCGGCUUCGCGGCUCGUUCGCGCUGUGUUCCCCGAAAAUUGUCGGUUUUUUGUCCCGCGACAAAGCGCUCGCAGGCGCGAAGCGCGACGUGAACGCGACAAGACUAUACAUUCGCGCCUCGGGCAGCUCAGUCGCUCAGUAGCAAUUGACACGGAUGGUUGUGUUUUAGUUUUUUUUUAGGUAUAUGCUACGAUUUUGCUUGCAAAAUGAGUAACGUGUGGAGCAAUGAAUUAGAACUAACAUUUAUAGAAUGUUUUCGUGCUGAGCCGGUAUUAUGGGACAUUAAUUUGAAAGAUUAUAAAAAUAAACUGAAAACCCAUGAUGCUUGGAUGCGGAUAAGUACGGUGAUGGAAAUACCAAUUGAUGAAUUGAAAAAGAAAAAAGGUUCUCUCAUGUCAAGCUAUAGGAGCUACAAGGGAAAAGUUAAGAAGUCCGUUCAAUCGGGAGCUGGUGCCGAUGAGAUAUAUCAGCCCAUUUGGUUCGCUUAUGAAGCAAUGGAUGCUUUUUUGGGAGAUACUCUAAAGUGUAAAAAAAGUAUGAAUACGGAACGUGGAAUAAAGGAGCCUAAAGAAGUAAAUCUCGAAGCUAUUAAAGAGAAUGUUGAAGAAAUGAAUGAAAAUCGAAGUCAGUCUAUUAACACCCAAAAAGACAGUGACCAGACAAUCCACCGACGCAAAAUCUCUUCAGAAGUGGUUGACGCAGGAAAUGUCGUUAAAGACGCUCUUAUCACCUUCAAAUCCACGCUAAAAAGGAACCCAUUACAGCCUAUUCAGCAAGACGAUGAUUGCGAUUUAUACGGAAAACUAUUAGCAAAUAAGUUGCGAAAAUUAUCUGAAAAGAAUAGAUUGAAGUUGAUGCACGACAUUGAUGGGAUGUAUUUACAAUACCAAUUUGAUGACCCUUUAGUGAUGACUCCAUCGCCACCUCAUUUUUAUGAACCAAGAACAGGCACAUCAUCAUCUACGCAUUCAGAGCCUCCAUUUCAUUACGGGCAGGCGAAUCAAAAUACUUAUUACCAAAAUAGACAAGUAAUAUCAGCCCCACCUUCUAAUAUCAUUAUUCAAUCGAACCGGCUAAUUCGUACACCAGAUUAUCCUGUCCUUCAUUUACCAGAGAACCAAGAUGCAAACACAUCUGAUCAUAAUAAUGAUAUAGUUCAGACAGCUUUUGACUUAAGUUAAAUACCUACUGAAAUUACCGAAUUUUGUUUUUAUUGUCUAUUGAAUUUUGUUAUUAUAUUUGGUUGAUUUUGCAAAGUUAUAUUCUAGAUUCUAAGUAGUUCUGUAUAUGCAUAAUAAAAGUAUUAAAUUGA